GAGCCUCCCCGGGGCGUGUCUAUGCGGCGCCGUGCGUGUGACGUCACAAAAGGAGUCAGAGGCGGAGCCCUGUAGGGUCCGGCUGAGGUAGAGAUCGUUUGAGAGAAGCGAACAGUUUGGCCCUCGCCCUGGGGAUUAGAAGAAGCAGAGACUCCGCAUCGACCCGCAGCCCGUCCGGCCUCAAAUCUCUCCCGCCCGCUGUGCUACUGUUACACUGACACUCGAGCGGGAAGGGGGCCACAAGGAAAGGCCCGACGGGUACCCGUGUGAGCUGCUCUGACAGGGACAGGCCCGGGCUCUCUCUCUUUCACACACAGGGGCCCGGGGAGCCCAGGCAGGGGUUAAUUAGAGAGAGAGCUGAGGCGCCUCAGUGUGACUUCCGGAGAGCCCAGUGGGGCCCUGACAGGACUGUACCAACUUACUCACUUCCUGUGCCCUUUCCUUGGUUCAUUCUCUGGCCCAGCCCUGUGUCCCCUGAGGGAAGUCUUUCCUGUGUGACUCUAGGGGCCCCUGAGCCUCCACCUUCUUCUCUCUGACUUCCAUUGUUUGGACCUGGGCCCUCCCCCAAGGGAAUUGUGUGCCUCCCCCACCCAUUUAUAGCUCUAUUCACUGAUCCCAAGAGAAGCCUUUGUGUGGCCCCUGUAUCCAACUACAGUCCCUGCACAAGAGAAGCCUUUGUGUGGCCCCUGUAUUUCUUUGUGUGGCCCCUGUAUCCAACUACAGUCACUCCUCCCAGGAGAAGCCUUUGUGUGGCCCCUGUAUCCAACGACAGUCCCUGCUCCCAGGAGAAGCCUUUGUGUGGCCCCUGAAAGACUGGUCCAUAUCUUGGGCCCUUAAGUGGAACUCCCGCUUCUCCUUUCAGGAGGAGACCCCCCUAUCCCUGAGAGAGACUGACUGAAGUUCAAGAAGGGCCCCUAAGAGAGAGAAUUGCUGGUGUGACUGUAGUAGAGAAUCUCAUUGUCCCCAUACCCUGCUGGAAGAAGUGUCCCCAGCAGUUUCCUCCUAUUUCUGUGCCCACCAUGGCGCAUCAGCAGAUGACCAGUUCCCAGAAGGCCCUGAUGCUGGAGCUGAAGUCCCUGCAGGAGGAGCCAGUGGAGGGAUUUAGGAUUACUCUGGUUGAUGAAAGUGACCUGUAUAAUUGGGAAGUGGCAAUAUUUGGGCCUCCUAAUACUCUUUACGAGGGGGGCUAUUUUAAGGCUCACAUAAAAUUCCCCAUUGACUACCCGUAUUCUCCUCCCACCUUCCGCUUCCUGACCAAGAUGUGGCAUCCCAAUAUUUACGAGAAUGGAGAUGUGUGUAUUUCAAUCCUUCACCCCCCAGUAGAUGAUCCACAGAGUGGAGAGUUACCGUCAGAGAGGUGGAAUCCCACGCAGAAUGUCAGGACUAUAUUACUAAGUGUCAUCUCUCUGCUCAACGAACCAAACACAUUCUCCCCGGCUAAUGUCGAUGCCUCAGUCAUGUUUAGAAAAUGGAGGGACAGCAAAGGAAAGGACAAAGAAUAUGCAGAAAUUAUCCGGAAACAAGUGUCGGCCACGAAAGCGGAGGCGGAAAAGGACGGCGUGAAAGUCCCCACGACGCUGGCGGAGUACUGCAUCAAAACCAAAGUGCCUUCUAGUGACAACAGCUCUGACUUACUCUACGACGACUUGUAUGACGAUGACAUAGACGAUGAAGAUGAAGAGGAGGAGGACGCCGAUUGUUAUGACGACGACGACUCUGGUAACGAAGAGUCCUGACCUGCUCCUCUCGUCUUUUCCUUUUCUCCACAGCCUGAUCCUUCCGACCUCCCCGCUCUCUCCCUCCGCUCCUCCCGCUGCUCUUUUACCCUUGCUGGGAACGGAGCAGAUCUCAAGUGGGAGGAGUCUCUUUUUCUGGCGGUAAAGACCAACUUGCCUUCUGCAUAAGGAGAGACGCACGGACGCGGCUCCAGUUUACGGGCAGUGACGCGGGAUGGGAAACGUGGCGGAAUCUCUGCAAUUCCUCAAUGCUGCACCGAUCUCCUAGUGCCGUGCACUUCUUUUACUUUUCCUACAAACCCUCCAUCCUUUUUGUCUUUAUAUCUUUAUACACUGUGUCCAUCUUGAUUUUGAUUCUCGCCGUGGAGGAGACUGUAGCCUCUCCGGUGCCCCCUCGUUCCUCGCCGUUUUCUUUAUCCGCUGAGGGAAGGCGACUUUUCUUUGGGAAUUGAUGCAGAGAAGCAACUGAGCGAACUCUACGACGUAACCAUGCAAUAUUGCCAAGUUCCAGCAAUCACACUUGUACCUUUUUACUUUUACCUCAGGAUCCAACAUGGCACCCCCCAUCCCCAGGUCUGAUACCGUGGCCCUUGUGGGGGCCCCGCUGAAUGCCCUUAUUAUUAUUACUACUACUGCUGCUGUUGGAAUGAAUGGCUUUCUGUCCGUCUGGGUGAAACAUAGAAAGCUACAAAUAAGCUGGACACACAACAGGGGUAUUGUUCUGCAACACAACUUAUUGCUACAACUUCACAACUGAAAAACAAAUGUUUGAGUGCAAGAGGUCACGGCUUAGCUAAUGUGUUUCCUUUCUCUUCCUUGUUUUUAAUUUGCCCUAGAUUUCUUCCUUUUUUUUCUUUUGUGUUUCUUUUGUUUUUUGCAUUCUCGCACCCAUGGCUGCAAAAAAAAAAAAAAAAAAAGGGUAUUACUGCAGUUGCAGGGCUCUUGUGGUAUGUUUGUUUGUGGGUGUCUUUCACUGUUGUAAAGCAGAAAAGGACAAAUAAAGCAAGAUGUGAAAUCCAAAA
Molecule: messenger RNA, 2758 nt
Organism: Xenopus laevis (African clawed frog)
Lineage: Eukaryota; Metazoa; Chordata; Amphibia; Anura; Pipidae
Gene: ube2r2.L
Product: ubiquitin conjugating enzyme E2 R2 L homeolog
Exons: 5
Coding region: 1020-1736 (238 amino acids)
Molecular function (GO): ligase activity; ubiquitin conjugating enzyme activity
Source: RefSeq, a predicted model, not a curated record